Molecule: messenger RNA, 3377 nt
Organism: Aspergillus vadensis CBS 113365
Lineage: Eukaryota; Fungi; Ascomycota; Eurotiomycetes; Eurotiales; Aspergillaceae
Product: sensor histidine kinase/response regulator
Exons: 7
Biological process (GO): phosphorelay signal transduction system; phosphorylation
Molecular function (GO): phosphorelay sensor kinase activity
Source: RefSeq, a predicted model, not a curated record
AGGUUUUACAGCUCCCAGGCUCCGGAUCAAGCCAACGGGCUCCUGCACAAAGUGUCCCCAGGCUCGAUCGUCAAUGGACAUAACCACUCCACGAUGGCUACCCCAGCCUCAGAUCCCGCAUUGGUGGCUCUUGCACAGUUAGGGACCUAUCGCCUUGGGUGUAGUAUCGCCUUUGUUUCGCUGGUCGAUAACUCAGAGACGUAUAUUAUCGCCGAAGCCAUGCCGUCGGGCUCACGCUGCGGGAACAAGACAUCCGUGAACGGUAAUACGAUAGGUAUGAGCACUCUAGGUCUGGGAAAGAAUGCAGUUCAAGGCACCCGUUCUUCGAACAUCAUCAGUGAUGGCCUCAGUACCAUUAUUCGUGAUGUUAGUAUGGAAACAAAUCUGGCGUCCCAUCCUUUCGUGGAACGAUUUCGGCCCAGGCUAUACGCGGAGGUUCCAUUGACUGCAUCCUGUGGAGAAGUAAUUGGGACAUAUUGUGUUGUGAACAACAAGCCUUGCCAUCAUUUUGGUGCAGGUGAAUUGGCAGAACUGCAAGAUGUUGCCAACGCUGUUGCGAGCCACCUUGAGAAUGUCGGGGCAAUACGGCGUUAUCGCCAAAACGACCGCUUGCUAGAUGGGCUCAUGAAGAAAAGCUCUGAUGAAACAAGCAACCUCGUUAUGGUGCCUGAAAGCACUCCCAUCUCUGAUAAAGCUUCCAUGCUCUUUUCUCGUGCAAGUGGGCUACUGCAGGAAUGUAUGGAUUUAGAUGGGGUUCUCUUUGUCGACGCGUCGCGCAGCAACACUCGAGGUGAAUCGACCGCCAGUGUUGGAGAGUGGGAUAAGGAGAGUGACUCCGGGUUUUCUCUCCGCUCACCUAGUGUAUCGUCCUAUGGUGGCUGGUCUGAAAAGCAGUGUGAACCUCUUGGGGUAGCCUCGUCUGAGCGUGCCCUGGGAAACACCGCCAGCAUGUUUAGAAUUCCUUUAACAGAAGGUCUGCUACAUGACAUGUUCACUGCCUUUCCGCAAGGCGAAAUAAUUCACCCACAUCUGGCUUCCGGCUGGCCAGCGUUGAGUUCGUUGCAUCAACGCAGGCAAAGUAUACAAAGCAACCAGGGUGAAAUCCCUUUGCGGCACUCUAUCAGCACCCGAUUAGCACACAAUUAUCCGGAGGCCAAGUCUAUGAUAUUUCUUCCGUUGUGGAACUGGAACAAAUCACGCUGGCUUGCAGGAUCACUUGUUUGGACCUGCGAUGACCAGCGGCAGCUCGGCAAGGAUGAUCUGCACUUUCUCAGGUCCUUCGGGGAUACAAUCGUUUCUGGGUUCUGCCAGAUAGAGUGGACGGCUACAGAGAAGUCAAAGUCAGAUUUACUGGCAUCAGUUAGUCAUGAGCUUCGCUCCCCGUUGCAUGGCAUGCUUGCCAGCACGGAGCUUUUGCAGACUACGUCUUUGGACACCGCCCAACAAGAUAUGGUCGCCAUGGUAGAAACAUGUGGUCUCACGCUAUUGGACACAAUGAAUCACCUGCUUGAGUUUACGAAAAUCAACAACUUAACCCAUUUGCGCAAAAGAGGCGGUUCAAAUGGUGAAGGGAUGGAUAAUCUGUUGACCGAGUUUGACUUGGAUGAAAUCGUGGAAGACGUGACUGAUGCCUUGUACGCAGGCCACCGGUCUCUCAUUAAGGCUGCGAAGGUGGCCAGUCGCUACCUACCAGGUGGAUCUGCCGUAGGUAAUAGGCCUGCUGGUGCACCACAAUCGCAAACGGAUGAUCUGUCGGUGAUCGUUCGGAUUGAAGACUUGGGCUCAUGGCACCUGCAGUCACUCUCUGGUGCAUGGAGGCGGAUCAUCAUGAACAUCCUGGGGAAUGCAUUCAAAUUCACGAGAACCGGCUUCAUUGAAGUUUCCCUGGCGAAGAAGGUUGAAAGAUCCGGCUACACGAAGAAGACUCUAGCCCAACUUUCAAUCACGGAUACUGGCUGUGGGAUCUCGCCAGACUUCCUCGAACACCACCUCUUCAAACCAUUUGCGCAGGAGAGCAUUUUGACAGAGGGUGUUGGACUGGGGUUGAGUGUAGUGAAACAGCUGGUGACAUACCUGGGCGGCGAAGUGGAGGUAAAGAGUGAUGUAGGGAUUGGCACGCAAAUGGACGUGUACAUUCCCGUGGAUUUCGUGGAAGACGCCUCCGCAAUGGAUUGUGGUGCCCCGGGAACGCGGACGAUGACCCGGGUGUCUUUGGUGGGCCUCAAUGCAUACGCAGACCUCAAAGAAGCGCCAAGUGGUCUUUUGAGCACAGAAGCGAAGCGUAAGCUGUCGCUAAGAGGCGCGCUCAGCAAUGUGUUGCUGAGCCAGCCUGGGUGGAUGGUGUCUUUCGCCGAUCACCUAGACAAGGCCUCCGGAGAUAUUGCCGUCAUUGAGGAAUCUACUUUAAAAGCUCUCUCGGAAAGGGGGUUCGUCGACGUGAAUUUCAAGGCUGUUGUGGUUAUUGGCGAACAGGGCGUCACACUCCCCGGAGAAUUUGCCAUCAAAGGGGCUGAUGUCUUCUAUGUUCCUCAGCCGAUCGCACCUCGCAAGAUCUUGCAAGCCUUACAGCGGAUCACAGACUCGGACCAGGGGCUUUCGUAUGCGGAAAGCCCCAUUUUAGGGCCCCUUUCCGGUGUCCCGCUCCGAGGCCGGAGCUUGUCUGAUGCGUUUGCUAUGGCGAAGGGCACGGAAUCGCCGCCCGUGGUUCGAGAAAACGUGUCUGAAUUCGCACCAUCGCCUCCGCGAGAAUCUACCAGCAAGAACCUCCACGUCUUGAUUGUGGAUGACAAUGAUAUCAACCUUAAGAUCCUCGCUACGUUCCUACGAAAGAUUGGCUGCAGUUACGAAACAGCAUCCAACGGCCUGGCUGCAUUUGAAAAGUACAAAAGCUCUACCAAGCCUUUUGACUACAUCCUCAUGGAUAUCUCAAUGCCAAUUAUGGACGGGAUCGUCUCCUCGAGAAAGAUCCGCGAGUACGAAGAACAACAUUCGCUCCCACGAGCGGCCAUCAUGGCGGUUACCGGUGUCGCCUCGAGCGAGAUGCAACAGCAGGCCUUUGCAGCAGGCAUUGACGACUACUUGGUGAAACCUCUUUCACUUCACGACCUGAAACGAAUAAAUAUUGCAUGAUUUUACAUAUAGAUUCGGACGGGUGGCGUGAUACGGCGUUGACGGUUUUCAGCUACCAUACAUUCGUUUGGCGUUAAUCUCCUGGGUAAUUACUGGGAAUCAAUUACGUGACACGGCAAGUAUAGGGUGGAUAAGUGUAGACUCGAAUAGGAGUCAUGGUAUCUCAAAAUGUUCUCAUAUUUGGAACAGAGUAUCUAAAUAGAUUAUUGAAUCUGAUCAAAAAUAAUACAUAUCUUAAGUAUAACUGC